This is a messenger RNA of Caenorhabditis auriculariae, 8815 nucleotides long. The record is from the annotation of a GenBank genome assembly. Lineage: Eukaryota; Metazoa; Nematoda; Chromadorea; Rhabditida; Rhabditidae.
AUGCCAACUCUGGUGGAUAAGGUAUUGGGCCCAUGGCGGUUCCCCCCGCCACGAUGUCGAGGUCCGCAAGAAAUGAGGCUCGGAAUCAUCAUUGAGAAAACGGGUGAAGACAACCUUCACUCGAUGAAAACCCGAGUCAUGAAGUUGUUUUCGAGGGACGUGAGACGGGAAUGUAAGUAGCCAAUAGAAAAAUUUAAAAGAAAAAAAUCAUUAAAAUUUUUUAUUGCGCGCUCUUUUCUGAAAACUUUUCAUGAAAUCAUCUCACAGUGAAUGGCUUGGCCAGCUCUGAAUGGCUUGGCCAGCUCUCUAGUUCGAUAAAAAAUGUUCUUUGAAAUGAAUAGAGGCCCGCUUGAUAGAAGAGCUUUCUGGAAAAUUUUAUUUGUACUAAAAUUAUUUCCUUUUUUAAAGAAAGUUUAUUACUCGUGAUCUCAAGAUCCAGCUCAACCUCCAGCACAAAAAUGAGUCCAAUCUGUUUUUUGAAAUUGAAGCUCCCAUAAUUUUCGUCACAUAAUUCUUAAGCAGUUUUCGAGGUUUACAGCGUAGUUAACUACAUUCAUUGAGCUUUUUUCAUUCAGAAGUAUUACUUCCAGCUUGAAAUACAGAAAUUAAAAAGUUGAAUUCAGUACAUUCGAAAUAAAAGGUCGGUUUCAUUUUAUUAAACAAGAUUUUUUAAGCUGGUGUGAUCGUUUGUUCGAAGGAAUGGUUCGAGUUCGAAGUCGGCGACUGGGUGACAUUCGUCGCUGAGAACAAAGUCGAUGGCGACGAAAAAGAAGUCCUUCAAGUUUGAUUGUCUGUUUUUUUUUUGAUUUUGUUUUUUUUUUCAGUGUCAAAGAGUAACGAAUCCUCGUCCCACGUACUUCUCUCGGUUUGGAGUAUUACAAGUUUGUUUUCACGAUUGUGAUUUAUGAGAUUAUCAUUGAAAUAGUUAUAGCUGAUUAGUGCCUGAUUGGGGGAGGGCAUAGUAAGGAAAGCCUUCUGCGCCUCAAGACAUUGAAUCGGCUAUAAGAGCUAAAUAUGUAAAUUUCUGACUCACUAAAAAGCAGGACAGUGUUUGAGAAUUUCAUGAACACUGUAAAAAAGCUUCCUCAAAGAAAAUUAAAAGCGAUUUUAUGGAAUAUUUGCUAGAUCGAAGUCCAUAUCAUGCUCAUGCCACGGUUCAUCACCAGUAUUUCACGUUUGGUCGACAGAAAAAUUUACUACAAAGUCCAUAUUUUUCCUCUGGGACCUGGAUUUGUAAGUUUCUGAAAAUUCGAUCUAGUAAUAAUUUUAUUCAGAUCACCUACGAUGAAGGAAACAAAGGAAACAGACUUAUUGAAAAUCACGUGUACACGGCUGUCGUUGAACUGGCGACGUCUCCCAUCAACUUUUGUCCCCACGAAGUUAUAUUUUUAUGAAUCCGUGCUAUAGCUGACGGCACACUUGAGCCAUCGAAAAAUGGGUUUUGACACGAUGAAAAAAAAGAGAUAAUGUCUAGUUAAUAGAGAGCGUAGAUAGGCCUUUUUGUACUACUUUCUCAUGUGUCGAAAAUUGCAAAAAAAAAAAGGAAAGUCUGAAGUUUUUGAAAGUUGGAUUUUCCAGGGAAUGGGACCACUUGGCUGGCCUUUGGAGCGCGACGCUCUUUGGGAGGUUUUUUCUUUCAAUUCUCAUAACUUUCUCAAAUAUGCUGUGUUUUUGAAAGCUCUGAAAACGACUUCUCUUCUUGAUAUUUGUGAAAAAAAAAAUUAGCCCACGAUCCCACGAGGCAAAAACUCAGCGAGUAUUUCUAAAAAAAAAAUUAUUUACAUUUUUCAAGGUGGUAAAAAAAUCCGUGGAGAUGGAGUCCCGCUUUUUCAAUUGUUCUGAAACUUUCCGCUCCGAGGUUAAGUCAAUUCAAAAAAAUAAAAAAUAAAAAUAAAAGGUUUUCAGAUCGAAGAUCUGAAAAUUUGGGCCCAGGAAAAUGCGCACAUCGAGAAGGUCAUUACUGACGAAGAUCAACUCAAGAAGCUGACAAGUAAAGUCAGAUUUACUGGUGUUCUUGAAAGAAAAAAAAAAUAAAUAACUAUAUCGGAAAGUUUUAAUAAAAAGAAUAGCAGCAGAUUUAAUUUUUGAUAGGCGUGAUUUUUGAACGAAAAAGAGAGUUUCUCCCUUUCCAGAACAGAAGAGGAUUCGACGGAUUCUAUCUGAAUGCCGGGGCGAAACCGUCGGCCGUGGGAUUCGGAGGAAUGAAAGUUUGUCUGGAAAAAAGGCAUAGGUUGGAAAAAUGAUAAUUUGCAGCUGCCUGGCAUCGACAGUCUCGAUAAGAUCAGCAAACGUAGUCGUGUAGGUUUUUAUUUUGUUUAGUAGUUCAUGUUUUUUUUUUUGCGAAAAGAAGUUAUUCCUCGGGGGGAUUUUAUGAAGAAAAAAAAAAUUAGUAAUGACGAUAUUUUGCGGUUACAAUAUCUGGAUAUGGUAUUUUUAAGGCGCAGGGCACUUGAUAACAUUUCAAUUCGCUUUCAGGCUCUUUCCUGCUCCUUUGACUGUCUUUUUAUAGUUGUCAGGUCGUUGGCACUUAACUCAUGAUUUUUCUGGUUUUCAUCUAAAUUUCAUGUAGAUUUUCAAAGUUUCAUCCAAAUUUUAUCCAAUUACUUUUUUGUUUUUUUCACCUUUUUUUUGAAAUAAGUAAAUGGAUUUCGUGAAUUUGAGGACAUCACCAACGACACGAUUUUCUCCGCCGUCACUCACGAUGAGUACAACGAUUCCAUCAGUCAUUUCAAACAACAAAAUCGAAAUAAUGACUUGAAUGCUCUGCAGAACCAAAGGCAUUUCUAUUCUAAGGUUUCAUUUCCGACUUUUUCUAUCGAUUUGAAAAUUCGAAAUUUUUUUUACCUUUUUAAUAGCAUAUUUUCCCAUCUUUCAGUGCGACUUUGAAGCUUCUUCUACCGAACAUUUGAACGGUUUGAAAAAUUGUUGAGUUUUAAUGAAAAGGAAAGUUUCAAGGUGGGCCCACGAGAUUUGCAACUUCGUCAAAUAGUGGCUUCUCUCAACCACGUAAAAUUUAUUUUUUUAAAUGUUUCAACUUGAAAAAAAGGAUGGUAGCAUGAGGAAUGGCUCGAAGUACUAAGGCUGCAAAACGGGUACUAUGUACCCGACUCGAAAACGGUUUGCGCGCGCUGACUGCAUAACCUUGAAUUGAAACUAGUUGAGAUAUUCUACAUGCGACCAUAAGAUUUCAAGUCCUGGUGAAUGUUCGUGAAAUCUGACCGUCUGCGCUCUUUUUUCCCUGGUUUUCAAGGUCAUAAAAAAAGGAAAAUAGCCCGUGAACGAGAGCGAACAGAAAUCGGAUUGUUUCCAGUUGUGAAGUACAUUUAAUGGGCUCGUUUUCCAGAAGUUUCAGCUACUCAACCCGUUCAAGCCGUCCGGCCGUUACAACUUGAUACCACUAACUCUGUAAGAUCUCUGCACAAUAAACGGACAUUAUUUUCUUGAUUUCCAGCCGAACAGAGAAGGUGUUGUUCCACGAUUUACUAAUGGAAAUGGAUUUGGAAGCCCUAACCUCAACACCGCUUUUCAAACGUUUCCAUCGGUGAUUUUAUGUUAAGAAAUUAGGAAAUUAAAAUAGAAUCACAGCGCAAAGUAAUGUUUGGGUGAGCUUAUCAGAAAGAGUUUGAAAAAAAUUGAAUACCGAAAACUUUUCCUCUUUGAUUUGAGGUUCAAGGAACAAUCUCUUUCUUUUUGACAUCUCUUCCCAGUUUCGACUUAUUUUUUAUAUGCUGAAGAGAAGUUCGAUAAGCUGAAAUAUAUAUUUGACUUUUUUUGAUUUUAAUUAAUUGUCAUUUUGAUCUUUUUCUUCACUAUUGGACGAAUCUUGCGCUGUUCAGAAGAACCCUCAGCCGGAGAAUAACAAUCGCUCAAAUGGACGGGUAAUAAGUACGGAAGAAUGGAAAAAGACUAUUGGAGAAAUUAUUUCUGUUGGUUUUUUUUUUCAAUGGAGUGACUACCGAAAAUUGGAUAUUUUUUCAAAAUUUUUCAGACUGAACAGGAAGGCAGGCAAUUAGGCGGAACUUCUCGACCUGAUCAAUACCUAAAAGUUAUUUUUUCUUCAAUAUUUUUCAGAGUCUUAUUUUUUUUUCAAACUUAGUAGGCAUACAUUUAUAUGGCGUGUUCUUUUCUUGUUUCAAACACUUCUGUUCUAUUUUUAGAGACGUGAUAGCUCACUCAAGGAAGUGUUCGAAGCACGAAAUGCGCGACGCAGCAACUACUACCGGGACAAACUCAGACGUGUCCAGGACGAUAAUUCUGCUCGGGUUCAAUUUUUUUUUUAAUCUGAAUCUUACAAAAUUUGAAUGUAUUUCAAGUUACAGAUUACACUUUUUCUUCCUUCUAUUGAAAAGUUUUGGAACCAUAUAUAUAAUUCCCUAAUUUUAGAAGGCUUUAUUUGGAGAAAUUAAUUUUUUUGUCUAAAUGCUUGAAAGUAUCAUAUUAUCAUUUUUUUUUUCCUAUCAGAGUUUGGGCAUUCUCAAAUCCAGAGAUUCACUUUUUUCUGAAUUUAAUGAGAGGUUUAGCUUGUUUUUUGAUGAAGUUUUGUUAGACUUGGAGAGUUUUGAAACGCUUGCAAACCGUUACGCGUCGAAUAUCAUACCAUUAAGAACCAAAGUUUCAAGAGAAGAAUUUGAAAAAGUUUCCAGGAAGGAGUUGAAAUCAAAAUUUUUUAAUUUUCCUGUUUGCUUAAUGAAAAAAUUUUAAAAGGAAAGGUUUAAUUCAAAAACAAGAAAAAUCCCCUUCAAAUUAUUUUUUUGACGUCCUUAAUCUUUGUCCUGCGGAACACGUAGGGUGUGUUAACCCGAACUUCGUGUUCCUUUCCAAGAGAGGAAAUAUUCACGAUCUGAACUUAUUGGAAAACGAAUGUCUCACCUUGAAUAUUUAAAGGAAAGAUCGCGACGCGCAAAGGAGCAUAAUUUGUCAAGGGUUGAAUGUUUUCUAAAUUCAAUUAUGUCAGAAAAUGACUUCGAGGCUGGGGAAUUUCCUGAAAAUUGGCCAGUAAAGUUUCUGAAGAGCUUUUUUUGAGAAGAAGAGAUUAAAAUUUUUCGUAGAAAUUCAUAGUCCAGCUUUUGAUAGUUUAUUUUUGAUUUUUUAUUGAAUCGUUCUUGAAAAAAGUGCAGGUUUGGCUUUCAAAACUUUAGCUCAGUUCAUAAGGGAGUAUAGUCCGUUUUUCGUAACUUGAAAGUGCGAGACAUCUCUGCGGCCCUCUCAACUUUUUCGGGCUUUUUCAUACUUCUCUGACCUUGCCGGUGAGGGAACAGAGAGACGUAGACGCUCAAAAACUUUCGAGUUGCAGCGGACAAGCUAUUCUGGCCGGUUUUGAGGACUUCUUUGUAAUUUCUUCAAACCGAAGCUUUCGUUUGUGAAUUUUUUUUUUCCAGUUGCGAGGCAGUGUAAACUAUCGGCUCCAAGAGUAUAUCGCAACGACCGGAUCUCGAUCUCGGGAAAGCGAAAUCUCCCUCCAGAACAGUUCCUCGCGAAUCUUCGAUCUAUCUGAUUUGCAGGUGAUUUUCAUAAAAAAAAAAGAAGUUAUUCCUAAUUUAUAAAUUUUUCUGAGCUUAUAUUGUGGUCACAACAACCACACAAGGUCUUGAAAAAAUUACAUAAACAUGUUGAAAGGCUCCGCCCCUUUUUAAAGUAGCGAAAAUACCAAAAAUUUCUAACUUUUUUCUCUUUGGUUCGAAUGAAACCUUUUCCAAACGAAAGCCAGUAACAAAUUGAACAAUUUUGUGUACAAAUUUUUUUUCAGACUGAUUUAUUUUUUUCAUGCCGAAAAAAAGUUGAUUUUCAAUGGUAAUUGUGCAUUUUUUCGACAGAAAGGACCGACUUAACAAUGAAAAUUUUGUCUAUCGUCAACCCUCUCGGAGAAUGUGUGUUGAAAAUUCUUUUUUGUAGAACGAUUUGCCGCGUCCAGAAGAAAAUAGGAAUGAAGAAAGAAGACGUGACGUUUCAAUGCCGCCAGUUGCCAGGACGUCGACUCCUAUGUUUGAAGAAGAUGAUGAUGUUCCUUUUUUCGCUCUCAGAACUUGUAGAAGAUUUCAAAAUAAUUUACUUAUUUUAAUAAUUCUCGAUACCAUGGGUGAUAGUUCGCUACAAGUCGGAUGCGUAUAUUUGAAUUUAUAUUUUCUUUAAGUGGCCACUUGAACAUUUCUCAUCUAAUGGAAGUGGUCACUGAAUGGUAUUCGACAGCUUUUGAUCGAGAACUCGUGCCGUGUUUCUGUGUAGUUGAUUUCAACACUGAAUUUUCAAAAAAGCCAAUUUUUAGAAGUAUCUAAGAAAAGGCCAAUUUAUUUCUAAAAAACAUCAGCGUUUGAUUUUUCAGAGCCGAGAAUCCGACGACAUGGUUAGAGUAACGCGACAUGAAGUAAUUGAGCCCUUGAACGUUGAAUUUUGAAUUUCUAAAUUUCAGGCCAGAACAGAAUCGACCUCCUUCCGGGCCAUCCACAGGACCCGGAGCCUUUCUCGUCCCGUAAUUCUAAUUUUCCAAGUUUUUCAUUGACUUUGAAAAUAUUUUCAGCCCGAAAUAGAAUUUCAGUUCGGUGGAAGGGUUCAGGAGGAGGUUUUGUUUCACAAUGUUUUCUCCCGGAAGUUUGAGAUUUUUUGAAGGGAUUUCCGAGGUGUUUCGUCGAGUCGACGCAAAAUAUGCACUUUCCAGCGGCUGAUCAGGUACAUUCAGGAUUUCCCAACAUCUUAAUCUUUUAAAAUAAAGUGAAUGGCUUUAAAGAGGUUGCAAAAAAGAAAGUAGGGUUUUUGUUGAUUUUGAAAAAAGGAGAAAAAAAUGUUGGAUUAUGCCAUAAAAACUUUUUUCAAAAGAAUAGUGUUGAAGAGAAAGCAGCCGAAUUUUUAGGAUGAUUUUUUGAAGAGAAAUGUUUUUUGAAGGAUCCGCAGAGAUGUUUUUUCAACAACCUAGGAUGGAAAAUGGACCUCAGAAUUUUCCGACGGCUGAACAAUUAUAAUAAAUCAACAACGAUAAAUUGCAAAGAAAUUUCAGCACAAUAUUUUCACUUUGCCGCCUCAACAGUUCGUCCAACAGCCACAGCAACAAUUUUAUCAAAACCCGCACGGUCAUCUGGUGACUCCUGGGAAUCAAACUAAUGUUGGAAACAUUUGGAUGUGUGUGUACUUGAUCUUUUUUUGAAUCUUAGGCUCACUAUUUUGUCCUUCCGGCACAACAACAACAGAUGCCGUUCGGACAAGUUCCUGUUGGUUUUUUCUCAGAAUUUCGAAUGAAAGUCGAAAUCAACUUCAAAAAAAAAAAUUCAAAAUCACGUGACAAAAAGACCAAAAACUACUUUUCUUUAAGAUUCUUAAUUCUCUCCGCUCAUCUCAUCUCUAAGUUUAAAACAAAAUGGUUCCUCAUAUAUAAUUCAAGCUUGUUAUAGAAGCUUAGAAAUUACAAAAAAUUACUAGUUUUCGCAUAUACUUUAAAAUGAAAAUGACUCGAAAAGGCGCGUGAUAAAAGGUAGGUGUUGUUGUUUGGCCACUCUUCAGGCCGCAGUAGAUCUCUUGUUUCUUUCCCAUCCAAACAGAGAAAAAGUUCAACUUUUAAAUUUUCGAAAUUAGAAGCUACUGAGGAUCGGAAAAAACCGUCGAGAAAAGACGGUUUCAUUUUGUAAAAAAAUAAGAGUUAGAGUUUUCCAACAAUCAAUAAAACAGUACCAAAAUUUUAUCCGACAAUUUGAAUUUUCGCAUUAUCAAAUGUUCUUCAAAUGAUUAACCUUCUUAAGGUUUCUUUAAUAGUCUUAUUUCACUCCCAUUCUAAGAACCGAGCCAAAUGAUUUCUCAGCCAGCCUUUGCCCUUCCGCAGAACAUCCACCACCAAAACGGGGUAUUAAUUUCAGCUUUUCUUAAGUUAAAUUGCCGUGAUUUUUAUAUUAACAGGAUAAGGCUAUCAAACUGGUCACAAUAUGGAUAUUUAGAUCUUUAUAGUACUCACUAGCUGUAAUAGUGGUAAGCGAAGUCUCAAACCCGACAAAAACCACUUUAGCUCCUUUGCCACUAGCACAAGGCUUUCAUGAGAAAAAUCGUGCGCUAAAAGAGGUUUAGUUUUGAUUUAUCUGUGAAUUCCGUUUGAAGCCAGACCAAGAUGGAGUUAAAAACUUUUUGCCAGAUUUCACUCACGACCUUUUCCAUUUCUAGCAACAAAUUGUUCAACACCCAUAUCUUCAGCCUCAAAUGCAGUUCCAAGCGCCGGUUGGAUACCAGCAAAACGUGGUGGCUUUCCAAACGCCGAAAAUGAAUAUAUUUGAAUAUCCUUCCAGCAGUACGCGAUGCCUUCAGCCAGCCAGCAAAUGAAUCAAAACAUGGCGUAUUAUGGGCAAAACUGUGGAGUUUCUGUGAGUUUUAGGGGCAGCGAAUGUGAAGUUCUUUUCCGAUUUUCAGGAAAAUGCGGCCAACACCUUCAACCCGCAGAUGGCCCCCAACCCUUUGCUCCGCUAUGAUAUCACGCGGCCAGUUCCAACUGAUCCGGUUCGUGUAAAAAAAUUACAUUCCAAAGUUUGAAAAAUAAACAAACUUUAACGGCUAGAAGAAAAAAAUGGGAUUUUUUUCAGUUUUUUUAGAGAUUUAAAAAAAUGGAGGUGAAGCUCUUAAAAAAAUUGAAGAAAGAGUGAGAUUCAAAACUUUGUCGUAAUCUCGAAAAAUCGUUCGAUUAGAUUAGAAGUUUUAAUUUUGGGCUCGGAAAUUGUUUUUCCGAAAAAACUACAGUGCUAAGAACACAAAAUGUCACGUUUUUCAAAUGUUUUUAGCCUUAUAAAUAUAUUUAUUUUAGAAGCUCCAGUUUUUCCUGUCAACGCAUCAAUAUCACAUGCAGUCUUAA